Arachis stenosperma is the source of this 405-nucleotide messenger RNA. RefSeq lists its product as uncharacterized. NCBI's taxonomy places the organism in Eukaryota, Viridiplantae, Streptophyta, Magnoliopsida, Fabales, Fabaceae. The transcript is spliced from 2 exons. The record is from RefSeq and is a predicted model, not a curated record. The coding region runs from base 1 to 405 and encodes 134 amino acids.
AUGGCGGCAAUGGCAAAUCUCGCUAAUACCAUGGAAGCUAAUGCUUCUGUGACUCUGCAAGCUGUGCAGAGAUUGGGCCAACCGGCUGGGAAUGAAAAUGGCAAUGGGAAUAGUGAAAGGAAUGCCAAUGAUAAUGCUGAGGGUAACGGCGCCAACACAGGAGGAGUUCUGAUGACCCUGGCGACGUUCCUUAAGGCACAACAUGUUCCCCUCAAUCAAUACGUAAAGUUUGCCGCUUAUCAAAUAGCGGGAAAGGCCCAGCCCUGGUGGCAAGCUGAGUGUCGUUUGCUACAGCUUCAGAACGCCGACAUUCCAUGGGAGGUGUUCCAAACGGCUUUCUAUAAGAAAUACUUCCCUGAGUCUGCAAGGGAAGCAAAGGAGAUGGAGCUAAUGCAGCUGAAGUAA